Molecule: messenger RNA, 4473 nt
Organism: Danio rerio (zebrafish)
Lineage: Eukaryota; Metazoa; Chordata; Actinopteri; Cypriniformes; Danionidae
Source: RefSeq, a predicted model, not a curated record
CUCAUUUCAUCACCGAGAUCAUGGCUCUGAUUGUUAGCUGUUGUUUAAAAGGGUUCUUCCUGAUCUUUAUCCUCUUCCUCUGUGUCAAUGGAAAUAAAACAAGACCAAUCUUCAUGGUGACCUUUCCUGCUGUGAUUGAGUCAGGAUCUGAUGCCAAACUGUGUGCAAGUCUUCUGAAGCCCAACAAAACCCUCUUCAUGAACAUUUAUCUGGUUCAUAGUAACCAGAGCACAUUAUUGCUGCAGGAGAAAGCUGAGCAAGAGUUUCACCGCUGUUUUAACUUUCAGGCUCCUCUAGCAGAAGCAGAAUCAGUGCAGAAAAUCAAGGUUGAACUUCAAGGAGAGUCCUUCAACAUGACUGAAGAGAGAAAAGUCAUGUUCAAAUCUUACCAUCCUCUGACUUUUAUUCAGAUGGAUAAACCCUUCUAUAUUGCUGGACAGACUGUAAACUUCAGGGUUGUUACGAUGGAUAAAAGCUUUAGACCUCUUGAUCAGCAGUAUAGUGCAGUUGUACUUGAGGACAGUCAAGAUAACAGGAUUGGUCAAUGGACAAAUGUUUCCUCAACAAGGUGGAUUUUGCAGCGUUCUUAUGAUUUAAACCCAGAGGCCCGUGAAGGCACGUACAAAGUGAAGGCUUUCAUUGGGGAAAGGAUGAUCUCACAUGAUUUUGAUGUGAAAAAAUAUGUUUUGCCUAAGUUUGGAGUUUUUGUGAUUUCACCAAAUCCUGUGAGCAUAGAUGAUGAGUUCAUGGUCAUUGAGGUUUGCGGAAAAUACACUUACGGGAAGCCUGUACUUGGUAAAUCAUCUGUGAAAGUGUGCCGUAAAACUCUUGACACUCACAGUCCACUGUGUGUAAAAGAAAGCACAGAGAUAAGUAAAACAGGCUGUGCCAACCAUACCUUAGCUUUGUCUGUCUUUUUUUACCCAACACAUCAUCAACUGCUAAAUGAUCUUCAUAUUGAAGCUACAAUAACAGAAGAAGAAACAGAGAUCACCAUGACACAAUCUAACACAAUAUCUCUCACUUAUGAAAUUGGCAAAGUCACAUUUACUGACCUGCCCAAAACAUAUGAAUAUGGAUCAGUCAUAGAGGGAAAAGUCAAACUGGCAAGAUUCAGGGGAACAGCAGUUCCAGGCAAACACAUUUAUAUAUUAGAAAAUUACAGCUGGCCACCUAAAGUGCUCCUGAAUCUUACUACAGACAGCAAUGGACUGGCAAACUUCUCUCUUAAUACAUUGCGUUUUGUAAAAAGUGAUAUUAAUCUGAUGGCAAGUGCGUAUCCAGGCUAUCGUUCUUAUUUUCAAAAAUCUCCCUACUUCAAUACGGAUGAAAAAACUGUGCAGUUUUUUCCCAAACCUGCUGCUUCAUACACCCCAACAUUUAGUGAACUCAUUAUAGAAAAUAUUGAGCAGCCAUUAAAGUGUGGCACUGAGAUUACAGCCACUGUCAAGUAUUAUUUUGUUAAAGAGACCGUUAAAAUUUUCAAUGCUGACAUUGUCUAUAUGGUCUUGUCCAGAGGAGUGAUCAUUCAUCAUGGAUAUGAGAAGGUUGAAGUGAAGUCUUCUAAUGCAGUAGCAAGUGGCACAAUGUCCUUCAAACUGUCUGUUGGUGCAGAUGUGGCUCCUUUAGUGCAGAUUCUGGCAUACUGUGUCCUGCCAAGUGAAAAUAUUGCUAUUCAUAGUGAAAACUUUCAUGUUGAAAAGUGUUUAAAAAAUAAGGUUUCCCUGCAGUUUUCUCCUGCUAAAGCAGUUCCUGGUGAGAAAAACACUCUCCAGCUCUCAGCUCAGCCUGGUUCACUGUGUGGCCUCAGUGCUGUAGAUCAGAGCGUCCUGAUGCUGGAGUCAGGAAAACGUCUGGAUGCUGACAAGAUCUUCAACCUGCUGCCAGUAAAGUAUGGAUCAGGGUAUCCUUCCAGUCUUCCUGAUGAGAAGGAGUGUUUUUAUAUGAUGGCGGUCCCAAUAGAAAACAUCUUUAAAUCUUCAAAGAGAAUAGGAUUGAAGAUGGCAACAAAUUUGGCUGUGAGAUCUGGAACUUCGACUUGUGAAAUGUACAAGAAGUUCAGUAUGUUUGCUAUUCUACCUGUUGAUUUGUUUCGGGAUAUUGGCUUAGCUGAAGAUUCAGUUCCUCAUUGGACUUUAUUUGAGGAAAAUGUUCGAUCUGUCUUUCCAAAAACAUGGCUUUGGCAACUUAUUGAAAUAAGUGACUCUGGAUCAGCCGAGGUUCCUGUCACAGUUCCUGACACCAUCACCUCUUGGGAGACGGAGGCCUUCUGUCUGUCCUCCACAGGUCUGGGUUUGGCUCCUCCUGCUCAGCUGACAGUUUUCCAGCCCUUCUUCCUUGAGCUCUCUUUACCUUACUCCAUCAUCCGUGGAGAGAUGUUUGAGCUCAAGGCCACUGUCUUCAACUAUCUGUCCAAGUGCAUCAUGGUUAAAGUGAGCCCAGCUCCUUCCUCAGACUACACUCUCAAAGCCUCCUCUGAUGAUCAGUAUUCAUCCUGUCUCUGUGCUAAUGGAAGAAAAACCUUUAAAUGGAUCCUCACUCCUUCUGUUAUUGGAGUGGUGAAUGUUACAGUCAGAGCAGAGGCAGAGGCGUCCCAGACUGUGUGUGACAAUGAGAUUGUGAGUGUGCCAGAGAGAGGACGCAUUGACACCGUCACACGAAGUCUGCUUGUACAGGCUGAAGGAAUCAAAAAGGCAAAGACCAACAGCUGGUUACUGUGUCCAAAGGGGGACAGUCUUUUAGAGGAAAUAGAUCUGACUCUUCCUAAAGACAUGAUAGAGGGAUCAGUCACAUCCUCUGUUUCCGUCAUUGGAGACAUAGUGGGUCGUUCACUGAAAAAACUUCACAGAACAUUAUGGAGGAUUUACAGAUCUGGUAACCAAAACAUAGCUAUUCUUUCUCCCAGUAUUUACAUUCUGCAGUACCUGGAGAACACAAAGCAGCUCACCUCAGCCAUCCGAGAGAAAGCCAGCAGCUUCCUUAAGAGCGGAUACCAGAGACAACUGAAAUACAGGCAUAGAAAUGGAGCAUACAGCACAUUUGGCAAUGGAAAGGGGAAUGCAUGGUUGACUGCCUUUGUCCUGAAGUCUUUUGUCAAAGCACAGAAAUACAUAUAUAUAGAUCCACAAAUUAUUAAGAGUGCAAAGAAGUGGUUAAUAGGUACACAGGAUCCAGAAGGCUGUUUCAUCCAGCAUGGAAGACUAUUCAACAACAGACUGAAGGGUGGAGUCAGUGAUCAUGUGACAAUGACGGCCUACAUUACUGCAUCACUGCUUGAACUGGAAACUUCAGUCACAGAUCCUGUCAUCAUUAAAGGUUUGUCAUGCUUGAGGUCCGUCAUCAAAGACGUCAAAAACACUUACACCACUGCUCUGCUGGCCUACACUUUCAGUCUGGCUAGAGACACCAACACUCGACAGCAGCUUUUCAACAAACUGGAGGAUCUUGCUAUUUCAGAUGGUCCUCUUGUCCACUGGUCUCAGUCUGCAUCUGCUGAUGACUCUGAUUCUCUGGAUGUGGAGAUCAGCUCAUAUGUGCUGCUAGCUGUUCUCACUGCAGAUUCACUCACUACAGCUGAUCUGGGCUUUGCUAACAGGAUUGUCAGCUGGCUUGUGAAGCAGCAGAAUGCCUAUGGAGGAUUCUCCUCCACACAGGACACAGUGGUGGCUCUUCAGGCUCUGUCUUUGUACGCCACCAAAGUGUUCAGCUCUGACGGCUCCAGCACAGUGACUGUACAGUCAGCAGGAGACUCUCACUACUUUAAUGUCAAUCAAGACAACAAGUUAGUCUACCAGGAGAAGCAGCUGGCCAAUGUGCCGGGCAAAUACAAAAUUGAAGUCAAGGGCUCAGCCUGUGUGUCUGUGCAGAUGGCUCAGUUCUACAACAUUCUCACUCCUAAAGAAGUUAAAACAUUGAGCAUUGAUGUUAAGAUUGAGGGAGACUGCAAGAAAACCUUUGGAAAUAAACUAUUGUUAGAAUUCACUGUGAAUUAUGAUGGUCCUCAUGAAACAACCAACAUGUUGAUUGUGGAUGUUAAACUCUUAUCUGGAUUCACAGCUGAUGAUACAACAAUGUUUGGCAGUUCUUCAGGUUUUUAUGUACCACUUGUGGAGCAGGUCGAUUAUAAAGACGAUCAUGUCAUUGUGUAUCUGAAGGAGGUCCCCAAACAUUUUCCUGUGAAUUACCAGAUACAAAUGAAACAGGUUCUACAUGUGAUGAAUCUCAAGCCAGCUGUGAUUAAAGUGUAUGAUUACUACCAAACAAGUGAUCAGUCAGAAACUGAAUACUACUUCCACUGUUAACGAAGCUGCGCAAAUAAAGCUUGAAUUCAAAUGUAUAUUUGUUUAUUCUUUAUCCUGGGCCAAAUUAUUCCCAAUCCAUUAGUAUGAAUGUGAACAGACUCUCAAAACCUGUGAAACUCUGUGGCUAGUCAAACCACAAAAGAUAUGAUUAUUAAAAAAUGACUGAAUAAAC